GCGUGAAUACGAUGUAAUAAAUUAUGUAUAGAUUUACGGUUCAUAUUCACCCAAUAUAAAUAAUCCGAUAUGACAUUCCUGACCUAACUUAGACGACCUUAACUGAUAGAGGCCAAAAUGAAGUUGUACACCUAUAAAAUAAGGUACCAUUAAAUUCACUCAAACCACAAUUGAGAAACACACACACACACACACACCAUGGGUUCUCAUCCACAACCACACUUUGCAAUCUUCCCAUUCAUGUCACAAGGCCACAUCAUCCCUCUCCUCCACCUCUCCCGCCUCCUCCGGCAGCGGCGAUCAGCCGCCGCCGUCACAAUCUUCACCACCGCCGGAAGCUCCCCUCCGAUCCGCGCCGCCCUCCACGACACCGACAUCUCCAUUCUCGAACUCCCUUUCCCACAAAACAUACAAGGGGUCCCGCAAGGUGUCGAAAACACGCACGACUUGCCAUCGAUGUCGUUUUUCGUGCCGUUCGUCGAAUCCACUAGACUAAUGAAGGAAAGCUUCGAGCAAGCCCUAGAAACCCUAAAACCGCCCGUUUCUUGCGUGAUUUCCGAUGUAUUCCUCGGUUGGACUCUUCGAUCGGCCGAGAGAUUUAAUGUUCCUCGGCUCGUUUUUUUCGGGAUGGGGCAAUUUUCUUUCACCAUGUACCAAAUCUUGGGCAGAGAAAGGCCACAUGCAGAAACAAAUUCUCUCGACGAGCCCUUUUCGAUGCCCGGUUUCCCUCAUUUGAAAUUAACGAGAAACGAUUUCAGCCCGCCGUUUAAUGAAAUCGAGCCAUCGGGACCGUAUGUCGAUUUCAUGGCGGAGCAGAUAACAUCGAUGGUUAUGAGUCAAGGGUUGAUUGUGAACACGUUUUACGAACUCGAAAAGUGUUACGUCGAUUUUUGGAACGAUAAACUUUGUCCGAAAGCUUACUGCGUCGGCCCGCUUUGCAUGGCGGCGGCGGCGGCGCCGCCGGAGAAGCCAGGUUAUGUAGGGUUUCUGGACGAGAAGUUGGAUUCCGGGGUGGAUGUGUUGUACGUGGCGUUUGGCACUCAGGCGGAGUUGUCGGAGGAGCAGUUACUGGAAAUUUCCGAGGGUUUGGAAAAAUCUGAGGUGAGUUUUCUUUGGGCUUUGAAAUCAAAGGGUUUGGAAUUUGUUCCGGGUUUUGCGGAGAGGGUUAAGGGUAGGGGUGUAGUGGUGGAGGGGUGGGUGGAUCAGCUGGGGAUACUCCGGCACGGCGGCGUGAAGGGGUUUCUGAGCCACUGCGGCUGGAACUCGGUGAUUGAGAGCAUCUCCGCCGGAGUGCCGCUUCUUGCGCUGCCGUGCAUGGCGGAGCAGCACAUGAACGCGAGGUUUGUGGCGGAGGAAGCUGGGGUGGGGCUGAGGAUGAGGCCGGCUGGGGGUUCGUCGGUGCUGGGGUUGGUGGAGGCGGAGGAGGUGGAGGGGAGGGUGAGGGAGCUGAUGAUGGGGGGUGAGGAAGGGGCGGCGGUGCGGCGGAAGGCGGCGGAGCUUGGCGGUGCUGCGGCUGACGCAAUGAGAGAAAGGGGUUCGUCGAUGCUGACGUUGGAUUUGCUAAUUGAAGAAAUGGGUGGCAUCUAGUAAAGGCUUUUUCGUCGGUGAACGAUGACGUCAUUAUUACGAAGUGACAAGAGUUUGUUUCUUUUCAUGCUAAAUAUAAUUUAUGUAAUUAAAAAAAUAAAAAAAUUAUAUAGAAAUAAAAUUUCAUGCAUCAAUUAUUCGAUUGGACCCCUAAUCAAUAGAGACCAACCAUUUUCUGAACUCUAUGUUGUAUCACGCCUCAAUUCUGAAAAUGCAUCACAGUAAUAAUGUUGGUAGGGAAAAUAUGAUUUUUGUGA
Erythranthe guttata (spotted monkey flower) is the source of this 1844-nucleotide messenger RNA. Its product is annotated as UDP-glycosyltransferase 90A1. Lineage: Eukaryota; Viridiplantae; Streptophyta; Magnoliopsida; Lamiales; Phrymaceae. Gene Ontology annotation, molecular function: UDP-glucosyltransferase activity. The record is from RefSeq and is a predicted model, not a curated record.